CAGAAGAGAAUAAUUUCGACAUGCCACCAGGGGGAGCAGAUGAUGUAAAUCUAUUAGACAUGCCGCGCCAAAACAGAAAAAUGGAUGGGGAAAGUGAAGAUGAAAAAGAGAGACAAAGUCAAGUGAGGGCAUUUCAGGAGAGGGUUGGCAGAAGGGGUAAGGCCCUAAAUAUCGCCUUCAUUGGACCAGCAGGCAGCGGAAAAUCAUCGCUGUGUAACUCAAUCAUGGCGGCUUUUUCUGUGGGUGGAUGGAGAGAACGGGCUGCUGUUGGACAUUUUGGUGGUCACGCCGAACAGGUCACUCAUCAUUUACUGAGCUUCCCCAAAGUGGAGUACCUGGACUUUGAUGCCCUAUAUGACUACAAUUAUCCUACACUGGUGGACAUGAACGGUUUCGAGAACAACUGUGAUGAUCUGAUAGAGGAACUCCUGCGGAUUGUGUUCUAUGGAAGGCUGCCCAACGAAGAAAAACUCAUGGAUGCCGUCACAAUUUCAAGGCAGAGGGGAAUUGAGGGAUUGAGAGAUCAUUACUCCCAAAAUAAUGAGGAUAUAAAAAUAGACAGAAUAAUAUUUGUGGCAUCCGCAACAAAUGAACUCCCUACACAGCUAAUGGAGGCUGUUAGACGAACAGCCCGUAAGGAGGGAAGAGUAAUUCCAAUCUUUGGGGUUCUGACACAUCGAGAUGAGAUAGACAGGGGGGACGCCGACUAUAUAAAACAAGAGAAGGAAUUCAGAGAAGGCCUAGGACUGCCAGAGAACCGCUUCCUUCUUUGUACAACCUACUGUGAUACUUACGAUAAAUAUGUCGGGAAAAGCCGUCUGGAUCAUCGCCAUCCAGAGCUGGACAUACCCAUCCUCAAGUUCAUGAGACAGGUCUGUGAUUCAGCUUCUAAAGUAAUCAAAGAUAAAACCAGCUACAACCAGAAGGAACCACAGGGCUCUCCAACACCCAGAACUGAGAGACAGCCAUCAUUGGUCCAGGCCAGGCAGAGGGAAGACCAGAAACUGAUGAAGAUGGCCAUUAAAGGAGCAGCCAUAGCAGUUUUUGUCUGGAUUCUACUGCCCUUUAUAAACAGCAGUAGAGAUAUUGCUAACAUAUGUGCCCAACAGAAAUAUGGCCACUGUAAUAUUCGAGACUUGACAACUUUCUGUGAUGAAAGAUCCUCCAUGCAAAUAUGGAGAAUUAUAUUUUCCCUUCUGUUUGCUGCAUUCACCAUGUUUCUGGAUUUUCUUUGUGAGAAAUUUGAUUUGCCUUUACAAAUAUAAACUAUCAAUAAUCAUUGACUUGUAUAAAAAUCAGGGGAAAGGUUUAAAAAAGGAAUUUAGGUAAUGGUAAAAAAUUAAGAUUACAAUAUGUGGCACUUAAUAAUCUAUCUGCAGUAAACAGUAUUUGUUUGUGCAUGGGAACUAUAGUCAUUAGCUUUACAUGUAAUUGAAAACUGUAU
Saccostrea cuccullata (small rock oyster) is the source of this 1444-nucleotide messenger RNA. RefSeq lists its product as uncharacterized. Bases 21 to 1265 code for a protein of 414 amino acids. The transcript is spliced from 6 exons. The record is from RefSeq and is a predicted model, not a curated record. NCBI's taxonomy places the organism in Eukaryota, Metazoa, Mollusca, Bivalvia, Ostreida, Ostreidae.